This is a messenger RNA of Sitophilus oryzae (rice weevil), 888 nucleotides long. RefSeq names its product myb/SANT-like DNA-binding domain-containing protein 3. The transcript is spliced from 6 exons. The record is from RefSeq and is a predicted model, not a curated record. Lineage: Eukaryota; Metazoa; Arthropoda; Insecta; Coleoptera; Curculionidae. Bases 79 to 888 code for a protein of 269 amino acids.
GGAAAUCUAUCGUGGUGUGUAUUUUUACUUCUUUAUUGAUCAUAAACUUUAUUUUAUUUAAUUUAUACUUUUGUCAAUAUGAAGUCAGGGAGUAAAAGGACAGCCUACACCCACAAUGAGAAGCUGUUGUUGGCUACUCUAGUCGACAAACACAAAAACCUAUUAGAAGAUAAGAAAAAUGACGCUGACACAGUCCAGCAAAAACAGCAGGAGUGGGAAAGAAUUGCUGUUGAAUAUAAUGCACAGGCAACCAUGAUAAAUGUGAGGCGAACUGCUGCACAAUUAAAAAAAUUAUGGAAUAAUUUAAAAUACAGGAAAGCUACAACUGAACUACGGCAUCAGCGACUCCUAACUGGUGGAGGUCCUGAACCUUCAGACCAAGGGGAUCCUGUAAUGGAGGCUGUGAGCAUCGCAGCACCACAUGCACACCUGAUAUUGCCUUGUCCAUGGGAUUCGACAGGAGUCUAUGAAUCAACCUAUGGUGAAGUGCCUCCAUUAGUCUCAGAUAGUGAAAUACAAUACCAUCAUGUAGUUGUAGACAAUGAACCAAAAGAAUGUCAUCCAUCCACUUCUGGCAUAGGCAACACAGCAAAAUAUACAGACGAUGCACCAAAGACUACCACCACCAUGACAAACCCUACAGCGGUAGUUAAAACUGAAAGUGGAAUUACCUCCAAACACUGCUCUAGAGUAACUGAAAUGUUAGGGUUGGUGACAAAAGAAAUUAACCUACGUGUGCAGACGAUGGAAAAACGUCUAGAGCAAGAAAGAGAAGUGCACAUUUUAAGAAUGCGAAUAGCAGAGGAGCAACGACUGACAGUUAUUGCAGCACAAAAGAAGGCCGAGGCAGAGGCUGAACUGGCAAUGCACAAAUGCAGCACAAAUUAA